AUGGGAAGAUAUUCUGUUAAACGUUACAAGACGAAGAGAAGAACAAAGGAUCUUGAUUUGAUCUAUGAAGAGCUUACAUCUCAAAAGCAAAUUGAUAGUCUCCUGAAUCAGCCGAUAGAUGAAACUAAACCGGGUCUAGGGCAAUACUACUGCAUACACUGUGCUAAAUAUUUCGAAACUGCAUAUGCCUUAAAGACUCAUUUGAAGACUAAAAUCCAUAAGAGAAGGGUGAAGGAAUUGAAAGGUGUUCCAUACACUCAACAGGUAGCAGAUGCUGCUGUUGGGUGUGGUGUGAACUCGUUCUUGGCUAGAGUAGAGCAGAUCAAAUCUCAAAUUGGUCCUCAAAAGGAGGAAAACGAAAAGAUAUUAACCUCACAUCUUGAUACCACUUUGGCCAACGUCAGCACAACAGAAUCCACUUUGCCAUACCUUGAUGGUGCAGUACAGGAACAAGCACAGCAAGAAGCUGUAGUUGCUGAAGGGGAAAUUCAAAUGGCUGAUUAG
This is a messenger RNA of Kluyveromyces lactis, 504 nucleotides long. RefSeq names its product Bud20p (gene BUD20). Bases 1 to 504 code for a protein of 167 amino acids. Lineage: Eukaryota; Fungi; Ascomycota; Saccharomycetes; Saccharomycetales; Saccharomycetaceae. The transcript has a single exon. The record is from RefSeq and is a predicted model, not a curated record. Gene Ontology annotation, molecular function: zinc ion binding; nucleic acid binding.